UCAGGAAGAGUCUAAAGAUUAGAUUGUAAGAAAAGAAAGUAGAAGCCAUGUUUCGAAGACCUGUAUUUAAGGUACUUCAUCAGUUUGUAAGACAUGAGUCUGAAAUAGCUAGCAGUUUAGUUCUGGAAAGAUCCUUAAAUCGUGUGCAGUUACUUGGGCGAGUGGGUCAGGACCCUGUCAUGAGACAGGUGGAAGGGAAAAAUCCAGUCACAAUAUUUUCUCUAGCAACAAAUGAGAUGUGGCGAUCAGGGGACAGUGAAGUAUACCAAAUGGGUGAUGUCAGUCAAAAGACUACAUGGCACAGAAUAUCAGUAUUCCGGCCAGGCCUCAGAGAUGUGGCCUAUCAGUAUGUGAAAAAGGGGUCUCGGAUUUAUGUUGAAGGGAAAGUAGACUAUGGAGAAUACACGGAUAAAAAUAAUGUGAGGCGACAAGCAACAACAAUCAUAGCUGAUAAUAUUAUAUUUCUGAGUGACCAGGCAAAAGAGAAGGAAUAGAAUGGACGAUUCAACUUUGAUGGAGGCACCAAAGGGUUUCUGAAACUUUCUCAAGGUCCUGCAGUUAACAAGAGACAGAGCCAGGAUUUCCAUUCCAGACACACAUUUGUAUCCCUCUGCAGAAUGCAGACUUUCUUAAGGACAUUUAGACAACGUUCAUUAGAAGAUUCUGGUGGGACCUCUUAAGUGACAACUUGAUAAACUGUUUCUUAUCAGUUAAACCAAUAUGGGGAUUUCUGUUUGCUGCCAACAGAUAGAAACAUGAAUGGAUGUAUGAAAUUGUAAACUUCAGGGGAGUGAGCUGGGCUGGACAUUAAAUCUGGAGGAUACUUCAACAAUGCAUUCUGGAAUAUCACCUCCUUGGAGGAGUCUCCAAUGCUUAUGGAAUUUGUGUGGACUAUAGCCUCUUCUGGGAGACAGACACACAUGUAUGAACAAUGGUUCUUUAAAAAAUUAAAUCCAAAGGGAGUGCCUGCCUUUGAUGGAGAAUGCCGCUCAUUCACAGGAUCACACGUUUAUACAUGCACGUAUGCCUUAAGACCUGCUGAAGACUUUAUGUGUAAGUUAAAUGUGACAUGGUGAUGGAUGUGAAAACUGGUAAGUCUGAAUGAGAGAAGAGUACAGAGUGGAAACAGCUCACAGAGCAACAGAUGCAGGGCAUUUGGGCUGCUUGCCUCAGGCAUCUUAAGCUGCACCGUAACUCUACCUUGUGCAAGAUUGACAAAGACGUAUUAAAACUCUU
Molecule: messenger RNA, 1236 nt
Organism: Otolemur garnettii (small-eared galago)
Lineage: Eukaryota; Metazoa; Chordata; Mammalia; Primates; Galagidae
Gene: SSBP1
Product: single stranded DNA binding protein 1
Exons: 7
Coding region: 48-494 (148 amino acids)
Biological process (GO): mitochondrial DNA replication; positive regulation of helicase activity
Cellular component (GO): mitochondrial nucleoid
Molecular function (GO): single-stranded DNA binding
Source: RefSeq, a predicted model, not a curated record